AUGGUCGCUAUCCAGAACCUUGGCCUCGCCGCUUUCGUGUGGCUCGGCCUCGCCAGCAAGGGACUUGCUAUGGGCAUCGAUGAGUCCACUGACGGUCUUUACCUCGUGGAGAGAGACGAGCCCGUAGAGCUUGAGACUCGCACCAGAAAAGGAGGCCGACCUGGAGAUGACCCCCGUACCUGGGGACCCAACGCAGGUGGUCACGGCCCCCGACAGGGAGGCCGGGGAACCCGAAGCGUCGAAGACUUCGAGACUGAGCUCUUCACCCGUACCAGAAAGGGAGGCCGACCUGGUGAUGACCCCCGCACCUGGGGACCUAACGCAGGCGGCCAUGGCCCUCGCCAAGGAGGCCGGGGAACACGGAGCAUUGACGACUAUGAGGGUGAGCUUUUCACCCGUACCAGACGAGGAGGUCGCCCCGGAGAUGAUCCUCGCACCUGGGGACCCAAUGCAGGUGGACAUGCCCCUCGACAAGGACGCAGGGGGCUCGAGACUCGUACCAGACGAGGAGGUCGACCCGGAGAUGAUCCCCGUACUUGGGGACCCAAUGCAGGCGGCCAUGGCCCCCGACAGGGCCCCAAGACAACCCGCGAUUAUGAAGGCGAGCUUUUCACUCGUACCAGAAAGGGAGGCCGACCCGGAGAUGACCCUCGUACUUGGGGACCUAACGCAGGCGGCCAUGGCCCUCGACAGGGAGGAGGCCGCGGAACACGGAGCAUUGACGACUAUGAGGGCGAGCUAUACGCCCGCGCACGCAACAAUCCCGGAUACCACCCUGCUCCUGUCCGUGGCGGUAGCCAACCUCGUACUGGGCACCACGGGACUCGCGACCUGGAGGACUUGGAGUAA
Clonostachys byssicola is the source of this 849-nucleotide messenger RNA. The record is from the annotation of a GenBank genome assembly. Lineage: Eukaryota; Fungi; Ascomycota; Sordariomycetes; Hypocreales; Bionectriaceae.